Gossypium raimondii (Peruvian cotton) is the source of this 1613-nucleotide messenger RNA. RefSeq lists its product as uncharacterized. Lineage: Eukaryota; Viridiplantae; Streptophyta; Magnoliopsida; Malvales; Malvaceae. Bases 258 to 1337 code for a protein of 359 amino acids. The record is from RefSeq and is a predicted model, not a curated record. The transcript has a single exon.
CACUCCAACUUUCAUGACAGCUCUUUCCCACCAACACUAUUCUCUCUCUCUCUCUCUUUCCCUCUAAGCCUUCACAAAAACACACCAAAUUCACUGCUACGAUUCUCUUUUCCUCCAUUGAAGCAAAAAAGCGAAGCAGAGCAACCCCAUUUCUCUUUAACCCACCAAAACCCAAAUUGAUUCCAGAAAAGCCCCAGAGUUCCAGUGAAAAAAGGAACAAAGAUUCUUCUUCAUCGUCGUCAUCAUCAUCAUCAUCCAUGGGUUGUUCUGCAUCAAGACCCAACACUAAUAUCAUCACCAAACCCCAGAAUUCUUCACAGUCUUCCACUUCUUUAGAAUCCAUGGCCUCUUCCCACUCUUCCCCACCGCCCGUUUCUCGUGCUUUGUCUCUCCCGACGCCGCUUGUUCACCAUCCGCCGUUGAAAAAAGGCGACACCCACCACUUGGUUUCGUUAACAUCCACUACUUAUGGUUCCCUUUCACUCAUCGACGUCCAAAAGCCUGUUAUCGACGAUACCCAAAGUUUAUCCGACCAAGAUUCGCCGGUUCAUGGUGGUCAAACUGACUCGUUGUCACCUGACUCGGUUAUCAACACUUGGGAACUCAUGGAUGGACUCGAUGAUGAUGAUGAUGAUGUGGGGCAUGAUUUCGAUCUGGGUAAGCCUAAAUCCAAACCUUCGUUUAAUACUAUUAUUAAACAAUCAUUAACAAAACCGUUAUGGAAACAUUUAUCUGAAGAAUCACUGCUUUCAAAACUUGACCCAAAUGUGGUUUCAAGUUACAGAAGAGCUUUAUCUUCAAGAGCUUCCCCUUCCCUUAGCCCUUCAUGUUCUUCAUUAUCUGAUAGUUGGGUCAAAAUCCCACACACCGAAAAAAGUCAAAAAACCAGAAACAUUGUUCUAUAUUUCACUAGUCUAAGAGGUAUAAGGAAAACAUAUGAAGAUUGUUGUUGUGUUAGGAUGAUCUUUAGGGGAUUUAGAGUGGUUGUUGAUGAAAAGGACAUUUCAAUGGAUUCCAUGUAUAGAACUGAAUUGCAGAGCCUAUUAGGAGGAAAAUCCAUUUGCUUACCACAAGUGUUCAUACAAGGAAAACACGUUGGUGGGGUUGAAGAAAUCAGACAGCUUAAUGAAAAUGGUGAAUUGGCUAAGCUUUUAAAAGGGUUUCCUGUUAGAGAUCCUGGGAUUGUUUGUGAAGGUUGUGGUGAUGCUAGGUUUGUGCCAUGUCCAAACUGUAGUGGAAGCAAAAAAGUGUUUGAAGAAGAUGAAUGUAGGUUAAGAAGGUGCCCUGAUUGUAAUGAAAAUGGGUUAAUAAGGUGCCGUGCUUGUUGUUCAUGGUAAUUAGCCAUAAAUAUAUGCAUAAUUGUUUAUACUCGUAAAAAAAAAAAAAAGACUUGGAAAUGUUGAGCAUUGGUGCUUCAAGGAAGAUGAGGAGCUGGAGCCGGAGCAAUGGUUAGUUUCUUGAAUUGGUAUUUUGUAGUAGGGGUUUUAGUUUUCAUAAUUUGUGGUAUGUUUAUAUGCUGUCUGGCAGGUUGUUCUUGUUGUUUCAUUGUCCUUUUGAACUUGUAUGAAAUUAAAUAAUGAUUAAUUAUAAUAAAAGUGACAAUUUUGAUGCAA